UACAAAUAUCAGGCUUUCUCGAAGAAGAUGAGUCAAAGUCUUCUCUCUUAUGCCACCUCCCCACCGUCACUAACCCCAAACCAAACACCAUUUAAUAUUUAAAUACAACAAGUAUAGUCGGAGGAGAAGUCCAAGCCACGUUAAAACAAACCAAAACAUGACACUCAGGUCCCCCCUCAUCGUCCUCUCCGUCGCCAUUUAUGUGAUAGCAGCAGCAGAAGCAAACAUACCACCAGGCUCCACCCUCUACGCCUCUAAUCCAAACCAGACUUGGUCCUCUCCCACCGACACCUUCUCGGUCGGCUUCAAACAGCUCACUCCCACCUCCUACAUCGCCGCCGUCUCCUACUCCGGUGGGAUACCCAUCUGGACUGCCGGUGGGCCCUCCAUCACCGUUGACUCCGGUUCUGCUCUCCAAUUCCUUUCCGAUGGUAAUCUCCGCCUCGUCAACGGCUCUGGCUCCACUAUUUGGGAAUCAAAUACUACCGGACUUGGCGUUUCCAACGCCUCAAUUGAUGAUUCCGGUAAUCUCGUCCUCCUACGUAACGGAAACGUCACGGUUUGGUCCUCCUUCCUCAAUCCCACUGACACUAUCGUGCCCUCCCAGAACUUCACCGUGAACGGGAUCCUGCGAUCUGGCCAGUACUCCUUUCGCCUACUCAGCUCCGGCAACCUCACGCUUCGAUGGAAUGAAAAUAUUCUGUACUGGAAUCAGGGGCUGAAUUCUUCAGUCAACUCGAAUUUGUCUUCUCCGAGUUUGGGAUUGCAACCAAUAGGUAUUCUUUCAAUCUUCGAUCGAACGUUAACCAGUGCGUAUACUUUUGCUUUCAGUAAUGAUUAUGCAGAAGGUAGUGACGUAUUGAGGUUCUUGAGAUUAGAUAGUGAUGGGAAUUUAAGGAUUUAUAGCUCUGCUAGAGGUAGUGGCGUUACAACAUCGAGAUGGUCAGCUGUUGCUGAUCAGUGUCAAGUGUUUGGGUACUGUGGAAACAUGGGUAUAUGUAGUUACAAUGAUUCGUACCCGAUUUGUGGUUGCCCGAGUGAGAAUUUUGAUCCUGUCGAUCCUAAUGAUAGUAGAAAAGGUUGCAACUUGAAGGUGGCAAUUAAGGAUUGUCCUGGAGGAGCUAUAAUGUUGGAUUUGGAGCACACUAAGUUCUUGACCUACACACCGGAGACUACUACGCAAACCUUCUUUAUGGGGAUUUCAUCUUGCAGGUCUAAUUGCUUGGGGACUGACCCAUGUGUUGCUUCAACUUCGUUGUCUGAUGGAAGUGGAAUGUGUUACUCAAAAACCACAAAUUAUGUUAGUGGGUACCAGAAUCCUGCACUUCCUAGUACUUCUUAUGUUAAGGUUUGUGGACCUGUGGAACCGAACCCUCCGCCUAGCUUGGAGACAGCAAGGGAUAACAACGGUACCAAGUUGCGUGUCUGGGUUAUUGCUGUUGUGGUUGUGGGUACACUUUUUGGUUUGAUUGCCUUGGAGGGUGGGUUGUGGUGGUGGUGUUGUAGAAAUAGUCCGAAUUUCGGUGGAUUAUCAGCGCAAUAUGCACUUCUUGAGUAUGCAUCUGGGGCGCCUGUGCAGUUCUCGUAUAAGGAGCUGCAGCGAGCCACUAAGGGGUUCAAGGAGAAGCUUGGGGCUGGUGGGUUUGGAGCAGUUUAUAGAGGGGUUCUUGCAAAUAAAACAGUAGUUGCAGUGAAGCAACUUGAAGGGAUUGAGCAAGGUGAGAAACAGUUCAGAAUGGAGGUUGCAACCAUAAGUAGCACCCACCAUUUGAAUUUGGUGAGAUUGAUUGGUUUUUGCUCCGAGGGUCGACACAGGCUUUUAGUUUAUGAGUUCAUGAAAAAUGGGUCACUUGAUAGUUUCUUGUUCAUGACAGAAGAGGAGUCUGGAAAAUCAUUACAUUGGGAGCAGAGGUUUAACAUUGCCCUUGGCACAGCCAGGGGAAUCACUUAUCUUCAUGAGGAAUGCCGAGACUGCAUUGUUCACUGUGAUAUCAAGCCUGAAAACAUUCUCUUGGAUGAGAAUUACAAUGCUAAAGUAUCGGAUUUUGGUCUUGCUAAGCUCAUAAGUCCGAAAGAUCAUAGGCAUCGGACCUUGACGAGUGUUAGAGGGACUAGAGGGUAUUUGGCACCAGAAUGGCUUGCCAAUCUCCCAAUAACUUCAAAAUCCGACAUUUAUAGUUACGGUAUGGUCUUACUGGAAGUAGUGAGUGGGAAAAGAAAUUUCGAAGUGUCAGCAGAAACAAACCGGAAAAAGUUUUCUUUGUGGGCUUAUGAGGAGUUUGAGAAAGGAAAUGUGAAAAGUAUCCUUGACAAAAGGCUUGCAGAUCAAGAAGUAGAUAUGGAGCAAGUGAUGAGGGCCAUUCAAGUGAGCUUCUGGUGCAUCCAGGAGCAGCCAUCUCAGAGGCCAAUGAUGGGAAAGGUGGUCCAAAUGCUUGAGGGAAUUACUGAGAUUGAGACACCACCAGCGCCAAAAUCGAUUACUGAAGGGUCUAUUAGUGGAAACAGCAUCAAUCUGAGCACCAGUGUCAGUGCCUUCUCCACUUUUGCAGCUUCAGUUCCACCUCCCUCUUCUUCAUCAUCCGUGCAAACUGCUGGAGUUUCCCCUCUACCUUCAAGUAGGAAUAUGGAGAGGGCAUCUUCAUCACUACUAAGAUCGGAACCUUGAGACGCGCUCGUUCUGCUCAAAAGGAAUGUUUUGGGUUGGGGGGUAUCUGCUGUCCAAAUAAUGCAGACUUGAAGAAGAGGUAAUCUUAAUGCAGCAAAAUACCUUACUUGGAUUCCUUAGUAUAUCAAUAUGUCAUGAUUAGCCUUUGUUUAGCAGUGAAGUUUUACAGUAAAUUCAUUUUCCACUCAUUCAAGAAAUGUAUAUGUAGUAAUUGCAAACUCUGUACAUGGAAAGUGAACAGGUUGUUAAUUUUGUUAUAUCAUUAGAAAUAUUGACUUAGUAUGACCAAGUUGAUUAUGGGACA
Messenger RNA from Tripterygium wilfordii, 2969 nucleotides. Its product is annotated as G-type lectin S-receptor-like serine/threonine-protein kinase At1g34300. The transcript has a single exon. The record is from RefSeq and is a predicted model, not a curated record. Gene Ontology annotation, molecular function: protein serine/threonine kinase activity; ATP binding. NCBI's taxonomy places the organism in Eukaryota, Viridiplantae, Streptophyta, Magnoliopsida, Celastrales, Celastraceae. Gene Ontology annotation, biological process: protein phosphorylation; recognition of pollen. The coding region runs from base 158 to 2665 and encodes 835 amino acids.